GCGACACUUUCCACGCUCGUUAACCAAAAAAGGAGAAGAAAAACAAAAACGCGGCUUCCAGUUCUGGUUUUAGACGACCUAAAUCUGUGCGUGAAUGAGUGUGCGAGGGUUGGGUCGGGGGGCGGCGGCGGCGGCGGCGGCAGCGGCGGCGGCGGCGGGGGACACCGUUGCCCCGUAGGUGUUGGCCGAAGAUUACGGGACAGGCUCCGGGCGGAGUGAUGCGGACGAGCCGUUAUCGACGCUUUUAUUUCCGCCGUAGCGGCGACCCGACAAUGGUCUCGGUAGCGGCGAGGCUGUGAGGGAAGCGUCCGCUGAAGUUGAACCCCGACGUCGCCUCGACGAUGGCAAAUAACAACGACCUGCCAAGUGACCCAGGUGGGCUGUCAGUGCUCCAGCAGCUGGGUCUAGACCAAAGCUCGGACUUCUCCGAUUCCAGCGUGCAGCAGCACCUGGACGAGCACCGCGAGAGGAUCCGCAGGGAGAUCCGCAAGGAGCUGAAGAUCAAGGAGGGCGCGGAGAACCUGCGCAGGGCCACCACGGACAAGAGGAACGCCCAGCAGGUGGACUCCCAGCUCCGUACCUCCAAUCGCAGGCUAGACUACCUCCACGCUCAGCUGCAGGAACUGGAUGCUCACAUCGUGGUCAAGAGCCAUGAUGACGUCAAAGAUUCUCCACAAUCACCGGGGAUGGUCAGCCGGACGUCGACCAAUCAGGCCCGCAUCGCUGCUUUGGAGCGGCAGCUGAAUAUAGAGCUGAAGGUCAAACACGGGGCAGAGAACAUGAUCCCCAUCUACGCCAAUGGAGCCACCAAAGACAAGAAGCUUGUUCAGACUGCUCAGCAAAUGCUGCAGGACAGCAAGACGAAGAUCGACAUCAUCCGCAUGCAGAUCCGGAAGGCCAAGCAGGCCACGGAGCAGUCUGAGGAUAACCAAGGUAAGCCGGACCUGUGUGGGGUGGAGCUGCGUGUGGAGGAGCUAUGGCAUCACUACCGUGUGGAGCAUGCCAUGGCCGAGGGAGCCAAGAAUAUGCUGCGACUGCUGGGAGCUGGCAAGGUCCAGGACAAGAAAGCCAUUGCUGAGGCGCAGUGCGGCCUGAGCGAAUCGUCCCAGCGUCUGGACCUGCUGAGGGGCUCUCUGGAGCAGCGGCUGCUGGAGCUUCCGCAGGACCACCCGAAGGCCUGUCUCAUCAAAGAGGAGCUCGUCCUGGCCUCCUCCUCAGCCUUCAGCUCCCGCUACGGCACCCCCUAUGUUCAUAACCAGUACAGCACCCUCAGCAAACCCUCACCACUCACCGGUACCCUACAGGUAUGUUUGCUGGGCUGUGUGAGGCUUUUGGAGGUGGUCCCGGGGCGAAGUCGAGGUACCCCAUUGGUUCUCCCCUCCUACACACAAGGUGACGGACGGUCCUCCUUCAAACUGAGCGGCCUCUACAGCCGCAGCACCAGCAGUAUGAGCCUCAAGAUCCCCGGCAAGUCUGAUGAGCUGUCUUCCGAGGUGAGCGCCGUGCUGAAGCUGGAUAACACGGUGGUGGGCCAGACCGGCUGGAGGACAGCCGGAGAGCAUGCCUGGGACCAGACGUUCACCGUGGAACUGGAGAGAUCUAGAGAGAUGGAGAUAGCAGUUUAUUGGAGAGACUAUCGCUCGCUGUGUGCUCUGAAGUACCUGAAACUGGAGGAAUUUCUGGACAACCAGAGACACCAGGUCCAGUUCGAGCUGGAGCCACAGGGGCUGCUGCUGGCCGAAGUGACAUUCUUCAAUCCGAUCAUAGAGAGAGGGCCCAGACUCCAGCGGCAGAAGAAAGUCUUCUCUAAACAGCACGGCAAGGCCUUCCUGCGUGCCCGUCAGAUGAAUGUGGAUUUGGCGACCUGGGUCCGGCUGCUGAGGAACGCCAUCCCCAGCGGAAACAACGCGGCCACCUACACACCCAGCUUCACGAGCAACACGCUCACGCACACGGCGGGAGAGAUUUCUGUGGAGAAGCUGAGUCUAGACAGUGACUCUGCUCCCAGACCGGAGCUCAGGAGAGAUGUGGUGGAUGCAGCCCUUCCGGAACCGGCGCCGGUGAUCGAGCCGUUACCUCCUCCAGAUGUCCCUGUUCACGAGAAGCCGACCAGAUCGCUGUCCCAGAACUCAGUCUGCAGACCAAGCAGGGACCCUUUAUGCCUCCUGGAUUUCAAGCUGAUGGCAGUGCUGGGCAGGGGCCACUUUGGAAAGGUGCUUCUGUCAGAGUACAAGAGGACAAACAGCUUGUACGCCAUCAAAGCCCUGAAGAAGGGGGACAUUGUGGCACGAGAUGAAGUAGAAAGCCUGAUGUGUGAGAAACGGAUAUUUGAGAUCGUGAACACCUCCCACCACCCCUUCCUGGUCAACCUGUUGGCCUGCUUCCAGACACCUGAACAUGUAUGUUUUGUGAUGGAGUAUACAGCCGGGGGAGAUCUCAUGAUGCACAUACACGCCAACGUCUUUACGGAGCAACGUGCGGUGUUUUAUUCAGCCUGCGUGGUUCUGGGUCUGCAGUUCCUUCACGACCAUAAGAUUGUGUAUCGAGACCUUAAACUGGACAACCUGCUGCUCGACACAGAGGGCUACGUGAAGAUAGCGGAUUUUGGGCUCUGUAAAGAAGGUAUGGGCUAUGGAGAUAGGACCAGCACAUUCUGUGGUACCCCCGAGUUUCUGGCUCCAGAAGUGCUGACGGACCCAUCGUACACCAGAGCGGUAGACUGGUGGGGACUUGGGGUACUCAUCUAUGAGAUGCUGGUAGGAGAGUCGCCGUUUCCCGGCGACGAUGAAGAGGAGGUUUUCGACAGCAUCGUGAACGACGAGGUGUCCUACCCACGCUUCCUCUCCACCGAGGCCAUCGGCAUCAUGAGGCGGUUGUUGAGAAAAAAUGCAGAAAGACGUCUGGGCUCUGGACAGAAGGACGCAGAGGAUAUCAAGAAACAGCCUUUUUUCAGGGAUAUGGACUGGGAGGCUCUGCUUCAGAGGAAGGUGAACCCGCUGUUCGUCCCCACUAUUGAGGGGAAAGAAGACGUCAGCAACUUUGACGAGGAGUUUACCGCAGAGCCGCCCGCCCUCACACCCCCCCGCGAACGCCGCGCGCUCUCCCGCAAGGAACAGGACUAUUUCAAGGACUUCGACUACGUCUCUGACCUCUGCUAGGGUCUGGAGCCGAGGGGGGAUCGGGUGUUACCAGCUUCUCCCCUGCCAGCCCUGGGACUGUGAACGGAGACUGGAAACCGGGAAGCUGACUUCCUGUGCUGAAAGAGUGAGAGGGAGUUUCGUUCUCUCGUUGUGUGUCUCUCUCUCCGUCUGUCUGAGUGAGGUCUGGGAUGAAAGACUGGUCAGGUUGAGAUGCUGCGCGGCAGAUCGGUGGAAUCAGCUUGGAUAUGAUGCCGUGUUGCGCACAUUCUCGACGUCACCGAUCUGCUGACCUCUUACAUAUCUGGUGCCGCUUUUAGAGGGGGUGAGAUGAUGGCAGUUCAAGGUAAUCCAUAUUAUGUAACUCUUAUCAAAUGGAGGAUGAUAGAUCCUGUUGUUUGUGCUGCAAAGCAUUACUGCAAAGGGUUAAGCAAUGUGUGGCUGCCCCGACGAAGGAAGAGAUCCUAAGUUGCCUUGGAUCUCAGCGAGUCAGAGCUAUGGCGCGAAGCAAUAGUGAUACAAAGCGGUCAGAUAUGAACUGUUUUCUCCCGUAUUUCUCCUGCUGACUUUGCCCCGGUAUGUCGUCCCAUGUCUACGGUCUGUUGCUGCUGACUGUCUGUUGUGCUGUGUAAAGUGAAUUCCUGACCCGGCCUCUGUUUUAAAUGUGCUGUACCCCUGACGUCAGCGACGCUCAUGUACCAUCUGUACACUGCCACCUGGAGGAGCCAGAGUUAAGAUAUACAUUCCUGAUCGGUAGAGAGGUACCCGCAAACCAUUUCCAGGGGAUUGUGGGUAAAGAGAGAGGAAACGGUGCUGUUUGUGUGUCUGGGCUCUGUCUUACAUAGGAAACCUCUUUCUUGACUUGUGUGUAAAUCAUAUUUUAGGUACGCUGCAGAUUUUCAACUGUAAUCGUUUCUGAAUGUUAACCAGCUUUGUUUUAUGUGAUUAAUAGCUGUGUUUGUUCUGGGGUUUUCUUCCAUUCCUGUGUUUCCUCCUACGUCACUUGUAAAUCAUGCUGGUGAAAUGUUUUGGAAAAGUGACCCAGUAAAGAU
Molecule: messenger RNA, 4189 nt
Organism: Lampris incognitus (smalleye Pacific opah)
Lineage: Eukaryota; Metazoa; Chordata; Actinopteri; Lampriformes; Lampridae
Gene: pkn1b
Product: protein kinase N1b
Exons: 23
Coding region: 342-3158 (938 amino acids)
Biological process (GO): protein phosphorylation; signal transduction
Molecular function (GO): ATP binding; protein serine/threonine kinase activity; small GTPase binding
Source: RefSeq, a predicted model, not a curated record